Molecule: messenger RNA, 360 nt
Organism: Encephalitozoon intestinalis ATCC 50506
Lineage: Eukaryota; Fungi; Microsporidia; Unikaryonidae
Product: eukaryotic translation initiation factor IF1A
Exons: 1
Coding region: 1-360 (119 amino acids)
Biological process (GO): translational initiation
Cellular component (GO): cytoplasm
Molecular function (GO): translation initiation factor activity; RNA binding
Source: RefSeq, a predicted model, not a curated record
AUGAAAGGAAGGAAAGGAAGAUUUACGAACGACAGAGCUUUGGUAUUUGCAGAAGAAGAGGGGACUGUGUAUGGGCAAAUAAUAUGUCCCCUUGGCCAAGGACAGUUUAAGGUAAGUUGUUCUGACGGAGUUUACAGGACUGCAAAGGUUCGUGGAAGAGACUACAGACGUGUUCGAAUGAUUCCAGGCGACAUAGUUUUACUACGUGUUAGAGACGGGGAUGAGAAGAGGGCAGAUAUUGACAGGAAGUAUAUGCCAAAAGAAAUUAAGAUAUUGAAGGAGGAUGGAGAAAUAAAUGACGACACAUUUGCUGUUAACGAUAAAAACAGUGGAUUAGUUGAGUUUGAAGAACUUCUUUAG